AAAACGUAAACACAUUCAAUGAAACCAGUAUUAUUAUUAUAGUCUAUCAUAAACCGAGGACUUGAAUUUCUUUGCCAGUUUAAUGGUCACCAAAAAGUUGCUAGUAUGACGACAAUGCACAGUAAACCUCAUUAUCAUUAAGGUCAAAAACAUAUGGAGUUUCUCAAUCGACACUCAAUUCAGAGGCACACCUUGCCUCAAAUAUUUAUAUUAUUAUUAGCCUAUUAUUAAAUGAUAUAAUUAUUAGAUUAGUAAAUGGCACCGGUACCGGUACUGAAAACUUAGUUGUAGUCUUAGUGGUUAAACUUAGUAAUAGUAGAAUAGAUUUAUAAAUUAUAGUUAAAUUGUAGGUGCAGGUCUAGAAAUAGUAGGUGGAAGCAAACUUAUAUUAUAUUAGAUUUUAUGUAUAUUUUCGAUUUCUCUGUAUUCUAAAAUUACAAUUUACUUAGAUUUAUUCAGAUUUUAAAAGAUUACGGAAUAUUUAAACUUUUUUUGUAUUGAUACCGAGAGCGAAUUCGUUUCUGGUGAAGAUACAAAAUAUGGAGAAAUUUAUUUUUUCCAUCCGGUGAUGGGAGGGUGAUGAAAAUAUGAAAGGUUUUAUUAUUUACCUAGAAAAUAGAAUUUGGACUACCGUAUUUCAAAGUUAUUCCUCAGUCAAUUUGGAUGCUUAACUCGAUUCUUUAGGUUUCAAUGUUGUGCAAUUGCUGAAACGGAGUAUUUAAUGCAUAUUUAUAGCUUACCGUAUGGUCAAAGUGACACAACAAAAGAGCAGAGAUAAAUCAAGUUGGUCUAAAGAUAUGUGCGUCACCGGAAGAAAAAAUAUUUAUCGUAAUUGAUGACAAAAUAAAUGUACAAAUAGGAAACUGACGUAAAACGCAUUAAACCCGAGGUCACCGUAGAAGCGAUUGUAAGAUGGCCACUUCAGUUUUUGCGUCUUUUUUCCAUAUGCGCUAACUGAAUGCGCAAUCGGUUAUCGAUAUGCCUAUAUUAUUAAUUAAUAGCCUAAUGAAUGUUGUGUUCAAUGGCUAUUCUUAAUACAGUGUAGACUUAAUAAGUCUUACUCUUAAUUACUUGAUAAGCCCUAAACUACAUUUAUUUUGCCUAUUUGUUUUAAGAGGGAUACAAUUUUCUUAUAAUAUUAUGUACACUUAUAAGUUAUAUAUGGUGUCAGCCUUGGCCUUAGUGACGACUUUGGGGGGUCCAUUAAUUACGUCAACAAAAUAGGGGGAGGGAGUGGGUUUGGAAAUGUUUGACAGUUGUUGACAAGGGGGAGGGAGGGGGUUUAGAUUAGUUGACGUAAACAAUCAUGUUCAGGGGUGCCACUUUUCCGGGUCAUCCCGGAAUUCCGGAUUCGUGAGGCUAAAUAUUUUUCAGUUCCGGAUUUGCGAGUUUUUAUAUUCUCUCUUUCCGGAUUCGCCAGUUCAAUUUAUUCAAAUACGGAUUCUGUCUGGGUUUGUUUUUUUUUUUAAAGAAUCCACGUGCAACAGAAUUCGCGAAAAACCAGGAAAAUUCCUUGAAAAUGGACGUUAAUCGCCGAUCUAGUCUAUUUUUAGCCUUUUUGUUGCCAGAGAGCUAGUGGUUUCCUCUUGCGCAUGCGCUUUACACUACGCGUUUCGAGUACCGUACUACUUCGAUAGACCAGAAAUAUUUAUUUUCUGUUCACGUCGCCGAUCAAGAGAUAUUUGAAGUGUUUGGGUAAGCAAAGUGUAAAAUUUAGUAAAUAUCUUUUUAAUUUAGUUUUUAAUUGUUGGGUAACCAUUAUCAUAAAAAGAAAACUAUUCGUCCGAGCGCUGUCUAACAAGACUAAGCUUAGCGUACUUUGUUAUGUUAUGUAGCUUUACUGUAUGCAGGCGACUUGUAUUUUUUUUUUUAAUUAGAAGAGCUAGGCGGCGAUUAACUUUUUUUUUUAAAGACUUCUUAAGUUCUCUUUACAUUUAAUUACGGAGUAAGCCUUCUAAUUUUAAAUAGUCUAAUAUGAUUAAGUUAUUUUUAUCCGUUCUGUAGUGAGCCUGACAUAACUGUAUUUAGUUAGUUUUUAUUUAUUAGUUAUGCACUCCCGUGUUCUGACUCUUGGUAUACUUUACGGUAAUUUGUAAUUCUACUAUUACUAGUAUUCAUAAUGCUCUGUAUUACCGUAGCAGUAGUGCCGUAGUUAAAUACUGGUAUAAUAUAGUCGAUAUUAUUAUUAUGUAGGCCUAUGCCUUACUAUAAACUAUAAAUCUAAUAUGAUAAUAUAUUUUAUUUUGUUUCACUAUGCAGGAUCUAUAUAAAAAUAUGUAAUGCCCAACAGUUAACAGUUCCUUUAACUUAAAAGAACUGAUGGGCAUUACAGUUACAGUACAGUCAGUACAGCAAUUGGCAAUAAUGAUUGAAUAAGUCAUCAAUGAAUACUAUGCUGGAAAUAUUGAUAUCAAGUAUUCAAGGGGAAAAUGUCUGAGUCAAUCAUCUGAUGAUACCAGCUUUAUCACCCAUCUUAGGUGUCAACUUUUGUAACUUCUCAAUUUAUGAAAUUUAUGUGUCAAACUAUGAAACUCUCACACUUGGGAGAUAGUAUAGACACUAAAGUGUGUUGAUUCAAACUAUCUAUUUUCAUCAUAAAGAAGAGAACAUUAACUCCAUAUAUGAAAAGAUACUUUCCACUUGUGGUACUACCACUGGUAUACGUUUGUUCUAAAAUGCCCGGAUAACUCAUUGCAAAAGUUGACUUUUCAAGUCUAAGUAAAUUGAAAAAUUGCUAUUGCUGUAAAUUUAAUAAAUACUAAUAAAUGUUUACAUGUAUACACCUUAAUUGCUUAAUUUUGUUCAUUUGUGAUGUAUCUCAAUGUUUUAUUUGAUAAUUUCAUGCUUGUUUUUAUAUUAAUCAACAAAAUGCCGCAUUGCGAUAAUCAGGAAUUUUGAGUUUCAUUAAGUUUCAGGGAUUGAAAAAUUAGUAAAUGAAGUUUCAGGUUUCAAGAAAGUUUUCGAAAGGGAUUUCAGGGUUCACAGCUUUCAGUGAGUGGCACCCCUGAUCAUGUUUUCUCUAUUAAAAUUUUAAUCUUAAAAAUUGACUGGUUAUUACAUUAUUUUAAAAAAUGUAUGAAUGUAAAUAGUCAUAUAAUUUUUAGGCUUUUAACAAUAUAAGAUUUAUUUAAUGUGUGUCUUUGCAAUGCCACAUAAACAAAAUUUCAAAAAAAGCCAACUCCACACAUGGUUUCAUUUGAAGAAAUCUGCGCCACUGCCUAACAACCUGAAAAUGAAAUGCCUAUCUCGCACUCAUCCGUCUGCUACUAAAAUAUGGUGCGAUCAUCUGGGACCCAUACCUAAAGCUAGACGUGGACAAGAUGGAGCGAAUACAACGUAACGCAGUGCACUUCAUCGCGACUAAAAAUCCACCACUCCUGGCUUUGUCACUGACCUCUUAAAAAGAUUUGACAUCCCCUCCCUCAAAGACAGACGAGAAAAGCUCUGCCUAACAUUCUUAUAUAAAGUGGUCACGGGGCUAGUGCCGGCCAUCCCAGCUAACACGUAUCUCACCCCACAGAAGCCAGGUUGCUUAGUCAGAGCCAAAUGCUCAAUAAACACUGACUUCACCUCUGACAACUCUAUGAGCAGUUACAUCCGGAAAAAUAGUAAAUUCUUCACCGUGCCUCUGUGUAACACAGUCCAAUAUAAACAAUCAUUGUUCCCACGAACAAAAAUUGCUUGGAACCAACUGGACAAUGCGGCUGUGGAGUCGACAUCAAUCAAGAAUUUCAAGGCUGCCCUGGCACCCACUAGGAGCAGUUAGGAUAGCCGCAUCGUUUCCUAAACCGUUGCACAUAUGCUAGUACAUGGAUGCAGCAACGUAACAAAUGAGGUGGCUGAUCAGAAUGUUAGCACACUUUGUUAGUGCUAGAGAAGUCAAAAGUUGGCCUCUCUUCACCUGUAGAUUCUGUUGCAGGUAUGGAACAAGGACAAGGGUGAAGUGUCAUGUGCUGUCAAGAUAAAUGAUAUUGAUAAUGUAGGAAUACAAUAUUUUGAGAAUUAGGUGAAUAUAAAUUGAGUAACAAUAAUAACAUCGCUGCUUGAACGAAUUUGCAAAAUCUAAAACAUCUAUUUUGCACACAAGUCAUGUUGAAAAAACAUGUUCAACAGAACUGACAAUGCCCUCUUGAGCUUAAGAAAUUAGCACCUGCUCCCCAACAAAAAAGGAUUCGACCAAUGCAAGUUGCUGCAAGGAGAUAGAGAGAGCUUAUGGCAAUUAUUGCUCACACCGACAAUGCUUCUGUAUUAAGUGCUGAAUGGUUAGAUGAGGAUGAUGGUGAUUUGUCUGGUAUAUCAGUGAAAAGGAUCAAUCAGCUACUAUAGGCUAUGCCGGGGGGGGGGGGGGGGGGACAAAACCAAAACUUGGUCUGCUUGUUAAGUUUUUUAUUACUGGAGGCGCCACAUUACAUAGCAAUUUAAAUAAAACCUGCAAAUUAGGGGGUAGGGGCAAAUGCCCCCCUGCCCUACCCAAAUGAUGUCCCUGAUGUCCAUUGUUACGAUAGAGCAAACCUGGCUAAUAAUAAUAAUAAUAAUUAGUUGUCUUAUAUAGCGCUGUACCCUAGCCUAGGACUGGGCUCACCGCACUGUACAUAAAAAUAUUUAGCAAAAGAGACCUAAUCAUGAUAUCAAAAUAAAAUACAUGAAUGAAAUAAAAAACAGCAAGUAGUCAACAAAAACAAAGGUAUAUUCACCCACCCACCCACCCCAGAAAUUUUACAAGGCAAACCAUGGACGGCAGCCCGCAGGAAUGUUUAUCAGUCAGAGGAGGGGAAUCAGUCAGGGUAGUAUAGUUUAAAGAGAUGUGUUUUGAGUGCAGUUUUGAAGGCCUGGGUGAUAGUGUAUUGGGGAUGUGUAGUGGCAAAGAAUUCCAUUGUUUUUUUUGGGGCGCAGAAAGAGAAAAAUCGUUCACCAUAUAAUUUAGUUAGUGCGUGUCUUGGGAAUGGACAGAAUACGCGUUUCUACGGAGGAACGAAGCUGUGAAUAGACAGAAAGAAGUUCGGUUAGAUAGGAAGGGCAGGAAUCCGAGAAAAAGUUGUGACAGAGAGAGAGAGACCAAGAACAGACAGCUUGUAGUCAAUGCGUGCCUGUAUAGGGAGCCAAUGAAGUGAGUGGAGUAGUGGAGUGACGUGAUCACGUUUUUUUGCCUUUAGAACAAGCCUUGCAGCAGAGUUUUGAACUUUCUGCAGUUUUUCUAGGAAGUGUUUUGGUGAACCUGACAGAAGACUAUUACUCUUUAUCUCAAGACGAGAGAGAACAAGAACAGACUAGAGUUUUUGUUGCGCUAUCUGUGAGGUAGUGGAUGAUGGAGCUGAUCUGACGGAUAGCGGUGUAUGCCAAACGACAAAUGUGAGAGAUACGUUUAUCGAGAGACAUGUUAGAAAGAAUAUAACCAAGAUUCCUAGCAGAGGGUGUAAACUGUAUGUCGGAGUUACCUACUUGAAAUGAGGUGGGAAGAGUUGAGGUAGAGGAUGAUUUGUGAUUGUAAAUGAGGUAUGCUUCUGUUUUGUCAUCAUUAAGCUUGAACUUGCUGAGUGUCAUCCAUGACUUGACAUCAAUGCACCCCCGCAAAGUCUGGACAGUGGAAUAGACAAGAGAUGGAUGGGUAUGCUUGUAUAGCUGCGUGUCAUCUGCAAACGACUGGCUCUCCACAACAUGCCUCCUGAGUAAGAGGAGCAGUGGCCUGGUAUACAAUGUGAAUAGAGCCGGGCCCAAAACAGACCCCUGUGGCACUCCGUACACCAAAUCAGCACUGCCGGAGAGACAGCCACCGACAGAGACCGCUUGCGUUCUAUCAGAGAGGUAGGACCUAAACCAAGCCAAAACUGAACCAGAAAUUCCAAAGUAAUUUUCAAGGGUUUUGAAAAGGAUUUUAUGGUCAACAUUGUCAAAGGCCGCACUGAGGUCUAAGAGGAUCAGGAUGGAGACAUUACCGCUGUCCAUUGCGCGAAAGAGGUCAUUGGCGACUCUCAAGAGAGCUGUCUCUGUGCUAUGGAAAUGUCUAUAGGCCGACUGAUUAGAACUGAGAAGAGAGUGGUCGUUUAAGUAAGCAAAAAGUUGUUUUAGGACUAGUUUUUAAUAACUUUAGAUAAAAAUGAUAAGUUAGAUACAGGUCUAUAGUUUUUUAAAUUAUUUUCAUCCAGACCAGGCUUCUUAAGCAAUGGUUUGAUGACAGCUGAUGACAGCUACUCCUUGGGAAGAUGAAAGCAGCUAGAAACUAUACUAUAAUUGUCAGCUUUACUGACAAUAAUCAUAUUAAUACCACAAACAAUGAUAUUUAGUCUUUAACAACCUUUCAAUUGAUUCUGCAUUAUAAAAUUUAAGUGUAAAAACUUUUUAACUUGUUGAUUAACAAGCUAAAGAUGUAAUGAAAUGUUUUUCCUACAAUUUUAUUGUUAUUAAAUAGAUCAGCACAAAGUAAAAUUAAUGUAUAGAUUUAUUAAUAAUAUAAUUCCUUUUUUUUUUUUUUAAGGGGUGGGGGGGGUAGAAAAUGUUGAUAUAAUUAAAUAGGGGGGUCAUUGAAAGUUUGAAAGUUGUUGACAGUGGGGGAGGGGGUAAAAAAUGUAUAAAAAUUGUUGACGUAAUUAAUGGACAACCCCUUAGUCACCUUGCCUUGUUGUCUCUGACAUGAUUGAUCAUAAUAUAAUAAACAGUUUGGUGCAUCUUGCCUAAUUUGACUCUGCAUCAUUAAAACAACUAAUCAAGACUAAUCUGACAAUGACAAUCAUAUGUUGCCUCUUUGCUUUUUCUUUAUACCGGUACCAGAAAUCUCCACUAUAAAUGAUCUUUGAGCAGUCUAUGAUGCCAUGGCCAUGGAGCUGUUGAUUUUUUAAAAAUAAAGUUUAAACAUCAUAUUUUUAUUGCCCAAAGAAAGAGAUAAUGAGUAAGUAAAAUAUUAGCAAUUUUAAGCUAAUCACCAGAAUGCUAGAUAAAAUCAGAAACUAUAUUUUCUAUGCAAGGUUUUAGUUUUAAAUUAUAUUAAAUUUUACUGUUAUUGCAUAAAAAUUUAGCAGCCUCAAUUGGCAUAAUCUCUUAUAUAUAUUUUGCUUCUGGUGUGUCCUGCGUUCUCUUCAAAAAAACCCCACCCCCCUAACACCACUUUAUAUGUUAAUAGUACUGAAUGAAAAAAAUACUGUCACGCAGCAAGCUUCAUGUGUGACUUCUUAACUUUGGUAAACAGGUUGAUUUUUUUUCUUUAGCAAGGAAUUAUUUUUUUUUAAAUGUCACUGUUUUUUUCACCUUUUUGUUCUGGGGCUGCACACCACACAGUACUGUGUCAUGUGCUGUCCUUUCACUUCAGGCAUGUGUGCGCCUGUGAGUCUUUUCCAUGGUCUGGUACAGGAAGGUAUUGCUAUUUUCAUUAUGCUGCGACUGUUGUUUAGUAAGUCUUUGUUAUAAAGGGACAGUAUCUUCUCAAUCAUGGAUUUUUUGUACAAUGUCAUCUCUAUUCCGGGAUCCAGCUACUGCCUGUUCCUAUCAGUGGGUUAUUUCUUGACACAAACGGUUGACAAAGGCAAUUCACUCUCACUACAACAUAGGGCAGCAGAUUUUUCAUUUCAUAUUAUAGAAAAUGAGAAGUUAACUCUUUUUUCAUAAAACUUGAAUCCACCAGAUAUUUUCUCAAAAUACCUGGAUCCAACAUUGAAAAACUGCACCCGGUUAAGCCCUAGUUUCUCAUUUUUAGUCUAUUUGUACAAACAGAAGUAUGAAAAAUAUAAUUACUUUUUUCUUAAAUCUCCAAAAUUCCUCUUACCCCGGUAUAUGUAUUUUUUCCUCUUACAAGGUGAUACACAUAUAACUCUUCCCCUCCCCUUAUAGCUUAUUUUUCAAUAUGUGAACAUUUAAUUUUAAAUAGUAAUUUUAAUUAACUGAAAUUGUUUAUUUUACACAUAUUACCUCAAUAAAUAAAAUUGGUGAAUUAGAUUUUAACAAUACAGCUAGUGCUCAACUUACGACCAUUUGACUUUACGACCAAAAUCACUAGCCAUACUGUAUUACAUUUCAGAUUUAUUUCUGCCUCAAUUAUCAGUCGAACGGUGUUGUCUGCAAUCGAACAUAGAAAAUUAUGAUUUAUAACAAAUUAUAAAAGAAAUUUAUGGUAUAAUUAAUUUAACUUAAAUAUUUUUAUAACAUCACUUCACAUUACUGUACACAUAGCAUACUCAACUUACAACCAAAUGGUGUUACGACCGGUCUGUUGGAACCGAUCGUGGUCGUAAGUCGAGCACUAGCUGUAGUUUAAUCUAAAUGGAAAAUUUGAACUUAAUGUAUAUUUUACAAUGAUGAUGAUUGCACUUCAGGUUUGUGCUUGAAAAAAAUCACUCAGAAUAUAAUAUAGUAUUCCCAUACAGUAAAGCGAUGACACUUUUCAACCUCCUCAUCUUUAUCCCCUAAAAAAUUGAUUAAAUAGAGCUUAAUUGUCUUAAAUUGGUUUAAAUAUUGACAAUUUAGUCAAUAGUGGUACAUAGUCUCAGAUGAGAAAAGUUGUCUUUAUCUUACCUAUAACAUGUUCUUAUAGUUUUAGCUAAAUUGAUGCUUUCUAUCCUUAAAAAGAUUCCCUUGUUGCUUUGAAUGAGCUUCGAGCAGCAAGAAUAAGGAAAGAGCAGACAAGAUCACAGUGUCAGGAGGUGAGUGAAUAACCAUAAUAAUUAAAGUCCCCUUACAAAAGUAACAAUGCAUUUCAAAAUUUAAAGAAUAAAAAAUUGAAUUACAAAGACAACUGUAGAAUUAUGAUAUAAACUUUUACAUUAGUAAAACGCCAAUGAAGAAGAUUUUAAAAUAUAUUAACAUUUAAGUCUUAACUUAGUCAAUGGCUCCUUUUAUAUUAAUUAUCACCGCCCUAACACCAACGUGCCACCUCACAACCAUCUGUUGGGGAGAGAACGCCAGGUUGCUCUAAAGAGAUUGUACAAGUUUUAAAAAAAUGUUUUAUACACAUUUUCUGAGUUUGCUCUUUGUGUGUGGUCAAAUCUUGCAACUCAAUUUGGACCCACUUCCUGAUCUUCAAUUGAGCUUUAAACUUCGUACACUUACCCACUCCCAAUGACAAUACAACCCUUCAUGAUCAGUAGAUCACCAGUGACCUCCACUGACCUUUGAAUGAAAUCUGUUGGUCAAAUUCUUGCAUCUCAGUUUUGGCACAUUUCCUGAUCUCCAAUUGAGUUCAAACAAAGAACAUUGAGCUCAUGGCGACAACAUUCUCAUUUACUCAGGUUCUUUGUUUCAGCUCAGUGGGAGAUCAGAAAGUGGAGCAAAAUUGAGGUGCAAUAUUUGACCAUACAUAAACAAACAGACAGAGCAACCUAAGAAAAAGUCAUAUAACAUCAUUGUAUUUCAUAAGCACCCCACGCUUUUUUAAGUAAUGUGGCUGUAACAACUCUGAAGUUUUUGGAAAUUUUAUUUUAUACUAUUUAGUUCAUUUUAGAAAAAAAUGUUUUUUAAAAGUUACUUUUUAUAUUGUUUUUUGGGUGUUUUUUUCGUUGUUUUUUAAUGAUGACAAGAUAUACUUUAUUAAAACUUUCCGCUUAAGUAAUGCUGCAGGCGUGCAGCUAAUGCAAAGUACUAUAACAGGAUAGAGAACUGGAUUAAUUCAAUUAAGAUUAAUUUGUUUUGUGUGUGAUUUCAUUUUUGUUUUUAUAUUUUUGGAUCAUGAAACAGAUUAAGAGACAACUAGAGCAAAUUAACAAUAUGAAGAGAGAAAAGGCAACACUAAGUGAGCAGCUACAAUUGUUACGACAAGGCAGCAAUAACCCUGAAGAUAUAACAACUUACCAGGAUUCAGAACUGAGAGAGUUUAAAAAAGCACUAAGAAUACUCCAGGAAAAAUUAUCUGCUUACAGAAUCAUAGGUAAUUUUUUUCAUCAAAAUAAUAUUGGUAUUUGAAGAGUAAUGACAAAUUAGUAUCUCACACAUUAAUUGUCAAUAUAAAGUACGAAAUCAGCUUUUGAGUAACAAAAUGAGAUACUUUUUUUAUAUUAUUGUGUAUUUUUUCAUUUGAAAAUAUUCCUCAAUUAUUACCAUAUGAUUAUGGAUAUCAUACACGUAAAAAUUAUAAAAAUGUAUCUAAAUUAAUUUACCAGUGUACAUAUUUAUACAAUAAACAGGUCCAAGUGGUCUUACUGUUAUAGAAAGAGAUGCCAACACUUUAGUGGUCAGCUUUACUUCUACAUGGAGAUACGUUACAGAAUCCUAUAUUCUUAAGGUCAAUUCUUCAGAUGGUCAAAUCAAGGUUAGGACCUCACCAAUAUAUUUAUUUAUUUACUCAGCGUAAGCAUUUAUGGUCAAUCGUUUAAUAAUAAAAGGGGAUGGACCCAUAAAGAAUCAUUGCUCCUCAUAUUGUUUGCAACAUCUUCUUCUUUUUCUUCUUCUAUAAGUUAAGGGCCCAUGAUCAAUCUAUUGAUCAUUCUGGCUCCUAUGCAUGUAGAGGGGAUUUGCAAUGUUUCUGUGCCUGGUGUUGAUGAGGAUAUUUCACUGGUUGCAAGGGCUACUUAGAUAGGGUAUCAGGAACUGGGGGUUGGAAGGCCCAAGGCAAUAGACACAAAUGUGUCAAACUAAAUAACUAAAAGUUAUUUAAAAAUUGCAGAUAAUUAUUAGAAUAUGUUGACCAUUUUAAAGUUUUUAUUAGUAAGAUAAAGAUUUGUUACUGCAUUUUAUUCCCUGCAAUAAAGUGGAAAAUUUGAAGAAAAAAAAUAAUGCUGAGCUUUCUGAUUUUUUAAUGAAAAGUUUCAUUAUCAGAACUUAGUGUGGUGAUUGAACAUAUGUUAUCAAGAUGAAGAAAGACGUAUUGAUGAAGGAGGAGGAAAUAUUCAAAUGUUUGAAUAAUAAAAAGCUGAUCUUAAAUUGUCUCACUCUCACUUUUCAGGUCUCCAAUACAACAAUUCCCUACUUUAUAGAUGUACAAACAAUGCUAAAUAAUAAGAGUCAACCCCUGAAUCAAGUCAUGGACAACAUCGGCUACCAACUUAAUGCUUACAUCCAUCGAAAAGGAGAACUUGACUUUGUCACGGUAAAUUUACCAAUGAUAUAAUGACUCUGGGGGGGUGUUGUGUGUGUGGUUUGGGUUUCACCAGAAAAUUAACUAAUUAAAUAACUGGCUUUUUAUACUAAUUUAUUAUUGUCGCCAAGUUAAUAUUUUUCAGUCAUCCUUCACAUAAUUAAAUACCUAUUAGUUUUUAGAAUCGUUUAAUUAGACUGACAUGAUUUUUAAUCAUUGUAAAUUGUAAAUAAAUAUUGGGGUUCAGAUGAGACUGAUUACAUGUUUACUUUAUUCCUAAGCCGUAUCAAAUAUUAUGUAUAUAAAGUAUACAAAUGUGCUUAUUCUUUGACAUAGCAUUUCUGUUUUUUUUAUUAUAAAUAAAUGCACACUUUUCUUUGUUCUUUUCCCCACAAAUGUAUAUAAAAAUCUUAUAUAGAAUAAUUUCACUACAUUAACACCGGCAAAGUUGAUAUACAUUUUAGAUCUUGUUCAGACACCUCAUUGUGUUCAGGGUUUUUAUUUAAAAAUCAUUUGAAAGCUCCAACUGAAAAUCUUUAACAAGGAAUGAUGUCAGCUGUCCAAGUCGAAGCUCUUGUGGGCCAUCCAGAAAUCCUUAUUUGCGAUCCCUCCCCUCUACGCGAGGGGAUAUGCCACAAAGCGGCACCCCUGAGACGUUUUGCCCCAGGGGGAUCUUCACUGGCACAAAGCUCCAACUAAAAGUUAAAAGAUCAGUUUAUUUAAAAUAUAUUCAAAUAUUUCAAAAGCUCAAGAUUCUUCUCAUGCUUUGUCUAUAACCAUGGAGUACAAAUUGUUUCUUUCUUUAAAAUUAUUAUGUGUAAUAUUUCUCAUGAGCUUCUAUUACAUAAUAUUAAAAUAUAAUAUCAACCUGAUUUUUUUGUUGUCCUAUACCCAACAACAGAAAGAUUGUGCAAAUAUCCUGAAGACAUCAUCUGCAAAUGAUUCUAUGACCACCAUUAAUUUGACACUUGCGGACAAACAGACAUCAACUUCUAAGACCAAGAAAAAUUGUGAAAUUUCAAUUUUCUUGGUGUAUUCAUCUAUCGAGUCUUUACUUCCUGAAACUGUUGAUGUAACUAAGUCCAUGG
Lymnaea stagnalis (great pond snail) is the source of this 12081-nucleotide messenger RNA. The record is from the annotation of a GenBank genome assembly. NCBI's taxonomy places the organism in Eukaryota, Metazoa, Mollusca, Gastropoda, Lymnaeidae.